CAUCUCGUGCUUGUAUUCCUCAUUUUUUAUCUCUUCGGUUUGGGUGACUUCUUUACCAAGCAUGGAUUUGAUAGUGAAGAAAAUUUCGCGUGAUAUUGUUUCGCUUAUUCUGGCACUCACUCUGGCCGUGAUUUUCUACGUCCUGCCCCUGAAUGGAGAAAUGUGUUCUACAAUGAUCUCUGCAGUUGAUGGAGAAAACUUGUCGGCUUUGCAGAAAAGGGCAUUCUCCAGUUUCAGAUCAACCUGUCGCAGAGAGUCACUCAUACAGGAAACAACAGUUGGUGUAACCUCACUCUGUCCUCCUCAAUUUACAUAUUGGGGUAAGGGCAAAGCAGAGCUUCAGCUCCCGAUGACGUCACCAAUACAACUAGAUUUUACAGUCAACACUAGAGUAUAUAUAUAUGUGAUGUUUUCUCCAAAUGGUCCUGGUAUUGAUGAAGCUUUGUACACAGUGGACCUGGGCACUACAUCUGUUUACAUCUUAAAAAGGAAUUCUUCCUCUCAAGAUUGGGCAACCGUGCAGACUAAGAGUAGCGUAAACUUUAUCGGAGUACCAGUCGUGAUUACUUACGAUAACGGUCGCUUCGAAGUGGCAGUCAAAGGGCUGCCAGAUUCUACCGUGACCCAUGACAUCACAACUCCACCUCAGCCCAGCUGGUUUGUGACUUUUCACUCCAAGGUUGACGUUGAUUUGAAAUUCACUGAGCCAUGUAUUAAUGAUUUCGAUCCACAGUUCACACCUUACUAACGCUUAUAAUAACAAAAUGAUGGAAACAUCUGUGUGCAAAGUAGGUAAACCAUCAAUGUGAGGUUACAGAAUGCUUUGAUAUUGUCGAAAGCUGCUGUAAACGUCAUACACAAAGUUUACAUUGUCAUUAGUUUUGAGAGAUGAAUAACAACAUUCCCUUAAAAAACAACAAUAAAAAAACGUUAUUUUCUUUGAUAUUAAUGUUAAA
Asterias rubens (European starfish) is the source of this 956-nucleotide messenger RNA. RefSeq lists its product as uncharacterized. NCBI's taxonomy places the organism in Eukaryota, Metazoa, Echinodermata, Asteroidea, Forcipulatida, Asteriidae. The coding region runs from base 62 to 748 and encodes 228 amino acids. The transcript has 3 exons. The record is from RefSeq and is a predicted model, not a curated record.